AUGCUCACAUGCUUGCUUCUGCCGACAGGGCCACUUGCCAGCCAUCUCCGGAUCGACCACACGACUCUGGAUCCCGACGAGUGGUACAUUGUCAACGUGUGGUUCCAAGGCCGGUUCUACUCGUCCGUGGCGACGCUGAUGCAGCUGUUCCACUCGGGCCAGCUCAGCUUCUCGCCGCGGCCGUUUGUCGAGCUGUACCCCGAAGAGACGAUGGAGGCGGCUCGCGCGGCCGCCAACCGGUCGCUGCCGUCGGCCGAAAACACGACUCGAACCGCUGAAACGCCGCCAACGGCAACGGCAACGGCGACGGCGACGGCGACGGCGACUGGACCGGCGUGUCCCGGCGACGCGUGGGGCAUGUCGAGACGGCGUCUGUCGGUGCAGGGCCGGCAUGUGCGUUUCAUGGACUGGGAGGUGGACCUGGCGGUGCGCCGGGAGACGGGCUUGCGUCUCUUCAACGUCCACUUCGCCGGCGUCAGUCUGGCCGCCGAGGCGGGCCUCGACGAGACGGUGACGCUGUACUGGGGCGAGUCGCCGUUCUUGCGCCAGAUGACCUCGGUCGAGUCGAUGUACGGCGUCGGCGAGAUGCUGUCCGAGCUGGCGCCGGGACUCGACUGUCCCCGACACGCCGUCUACCUGCCCGUCCGGUUGGUGGCGGCUCAGUUGGGCCGCGGUCCGCGUCAGUUGCGUCAGGGCGUCUGUCUUUUCGAGUGGUUGGCCAACGCCAACGGCGCCCCCGAACGGCGACACUUUGAGCUGUCACCGACGACGCCGACGCCGACGGCGACGGCGACGGCGACGGCGACGCCGGCGGAGAUGGGAUUCGCGUCGGGCGUGUUGGGCCGAGCGUUGGUCAUCCGGACGGUGUCGUCGCUGUUCAAUUAUGACUACCUCUUCGACGUCUACUUGCACGCGUCGGGCGUCAUCGAGUUCGCCGUCACGCCGACCGGCUACGUCCACGUCGAGGCGAGCCACGAGGCCGGCCCGUCUCGACGUCGCCGUCGACGCAGCUUCGGCUACGGCUACAAGUCGCCGCGAUUCCCGCUGCUCUUCGCCAUGCACCACCACCUCUUCCACUUCAAGCUCGACCUCGACGUCGGCGGGACUCGCAACUUUGUGCAAACCGUGCGCGUCUACGGCGACCAGUCGGACAGUCGACCCGACCUGUCGCCGGCCGAGUUGGACGCCGUCACCGUUGACGACGACGACGACCGGAUCGAAGGACGCGACGCCUGGUUGCUGUGGAUGCACUCGACAGUGCCGCAGGCCGAGCUACAGGCUCGCUACACGCACAACUUCAAUUUGCCCACGCAGUUUCUCGUCUGCCAGACGGCGAAGCCGACGCAGACGCUGACGCCGACGACGAGGCUGGAGGAGGAGGGGGCGGCGGUCGACGGCUUUGGGCUCAACGACGGUCGCUGCGUCGAGCUCAUCAACAAAGGCGCCAUUCGCAGCCUCGUCGACAAGGAGCACAUGCGCUCGUUCAGCUGGGCCCAGUGA
Messenger RNA from Protopolystoma xenopodis, 1500 nucleotides. NCBI's taxonomy places the organism in Eukaryota, Metazoa, Platyhelminthes, Monogenea, Polystomatidea, Polystomatidae. The record is from the annotation of a GenBank genome assembly.